Messenger RNA from Trematomus bernacchii (emerald rockcod), 4797 nucleotides. RefSeq names its product TLE family member 5, transcriptional modulator (gene tle5). Gene Ontology annotation, biological process: regulation of DNA-templated transcription; negative regulation of canonical Wnt signaling pathway. NCBI's taxonomy places the organism in Eukaryota, Metazoa, Chordata, Actinopteri, Perciformes, Nototheniidae. Gene Ontology annotation, molecular function: protein binding; transcription corepressor activity. The record is from RefSeq and is a predicted model, not a curated record. The transcript has 7 exons. Bases 858 to 1445 code for a protein of 195 amino acids. Gene Ontology annotation, cellular component: transcription regulator complex; nucleus.
GGGGCGUUCUCAGCUCUACCCACCAGCUCCAGGAAUGGACUGACUUUGUAGCUUCACCACCACUGAAGAAUCCACUCGUUCCUCCACGACUCUCCACGGAUAAACGUUCUGAGUUUAUCUCCAGCUUUGUGUCGUUUUAAUUUAAAGUUAAUUAACAGUCUUAACGACGACACUGAUUUCCAUUUUCCACCACUCGCACGACUUCUUUGUAGCCGUUGGACGGUUCAACUUAAACGAACCCGCAGACAUUUUGUUAUUUCUGAGAAUUAGACCGUUUUUUUUCUACUCCUCCUCUUUACUUUUUCAUCAGCACAGUCGCAGCUGAAAACAAGAGACCUGAGCAGCUUUGAAGGACCGCCACAAGAAAAAGGAAGACACCGUUAUCCUCCGUGUUUCCCUAGCUUAAAGCCAUAAACGGUUAGCGUAACGUUUUUUUAUAUUUACACGCGUUGAGUUAGCGUCGCUGCCGCUCGAGCGUUAAACGCGGAAAGCUUUCAACUGCGAUGGAUCAUUUUGACUGACAGCUUUUGAAGAAUUAGCUAGCUUUAGCUAAAAUCUGCUGGUACGGUUCCUGUUGUCUGACACAUUAAACACGGUGUUGGGACAAGUGCAACUGAAUGGUCUAGCACCAACCAGACAAGGACUCUUUUACUUCGACGUGAAUUACUUAUAUUCGGCUUAAUUAUUUUUUUAGGGGGGUCGCUAGCUACCGUUAGCAUCCUGUGCUAACGCUGGACAGCUCCUGUGCGAGGCAGGCAGGGCUAGCUUUGGACAAAGGACCAACGCAAGGAGAAAUAUAAACACAACGCACUCAGUUGAUUGGUGUUUGGGAAGGAGAGCUACAACAAGGAAUUGACAUGAUGUUUCCACAAUCAAGACACUCAGCUUCAUCGCAGCAGCUGAAAUUCACAACCUCCGACUCCUGUGACAGGAUCAAGGAUGAGUUCCAGUUCCUCCAAGCACAAUACCACAGUUUGAAGCUCGAGUGUGACAAGUUGGCCAGCGAGAAGUCAGAGAUGCAGCGCCAUUAUAUCAUGUAUUACGAGAUGUCCUACGGGCUCAAUAUUGAGAUGCACAAACAGGCUGAGAUAGUGAAGAGAUUGAACGGGAUCUGCGCACAAGUCCUCCCCUACCUGUCUCCGGAGCACCAGCAGCAGGUCCUGGCAGCCAUAGAGAGGGCCAAGCAGGUCACCCCCCCAGAGAUGAACUCCAUCAUAAGGCAGCUCCAGGCUCACCAGCUGUCUCAGCUCCAGGGUCUCGCCCUGCCCAUGACCCCCCUGCCGCUGGGCCUGAGCCAGCCGAGCCUCCCCGCCGUCACCACCUCCUCCGGCCUCUUCUCCCUCUCCUCCCUGCUGGCCUCCCAAGCCCAGAUGGCCAAGGAGGAGAAAGCGUCCCGCGAGGGAGUGGACAGCCACCGCGAGGAGGACGGAGACAAGUCCGAUUAGAGAGGUGUCCCCCAUUCAGCUCUGUUUUUGUCCAGAGACCUGAACACCCAGAUCUGAGCCCCCUUUGGCCUCCAGCCUCUCCCCUGGUCUCUCUCUCUCUCUCUCUCUCUCUCUGACCUUAGCUAACAGGCUUCAGUCCCACCUCCACCGCUACAGACCCCUAAACUUCUCCUUUUAACGGGAGGGCUUCGGCACCUGCCCCUUAAAUCAGACUAGCCCUGAUCGCUUCAUAUUUACUCCAAUUGUUUCUUUACCGCCAUCACAGCGUCUCCUGUUUCUUCAAAUACUGUCCUUUUUUUCUAUGUGAUUAAGUUUCAGUAAUUUUGUGUUUUACUUUUUUAAAUCAAGACUGCUCUCUAUCAUCCUGUCUCCUGUUUAUUUUUGCCUCUCUUCCUCCCACUCUCACACACCUCUUGCCUCUGUUCUAAGUGGGUCCUUGUUAUACUGAACUCAACUCACACUAGGUGUUAAAACAGUAGGAGUCUUUGGCGAGCUGUACGACUUCUAUCACACAGGAUUCCUCCAAACUGAUGUUUAUCCUAAGAAAUGGGUCUGACAGAUCUGUAGUGGUGAUGUGUGUUGCAGUACAGUAUGCAUGCAUUCAUUACACUUCAAACAGUGGAUUGUUACAGAUCAGAAGUGUUUAAAAAUUCCAACAUGUCCCGCUUAAAGAUGGAAACGUCCCAUACACACACACACACACACACCAAAAACUGAUGCUUUUAAGUGGAAUGAUGUAUUCAGAAGACAUCUACCGUACUGAAACUAGAGAAAGGAAAAGCACCUUCUUCAAAUAAACGUCCUACUGAGCGACUCGGAGUACAUAACAAACCCACUUAAGUAAAUAAACCCCCCCCUUGUUAUUGUUGAUCCUCAUCUGACCCUGUGAGGUGCGUUAGAUAUAUCCUCCCAGCACCUCCGCUGAAACCCUUUCUCCGGUGGUUGAAUGAACGGAGAUGCCGCCUGACUCCCACCACCUUUUGCAUCUUUAAUGUGCACUAAUAUUAGCACAGAGGGGGGAGUGUGUGUGCAUGUUGUGUGUUUGACAGCAGAGGGCAGUGUGUGUCUUCCUCCUCUCAGAGCAAAAAGGAGGACAGGACAAUGACAGAGUGCAGGCCGUGUCACCAGGGACAACGGCUUAUUUAUCCCUCCUGUGUGGACUAACUUAAUAUACAGGGCAAGACUGGUGACAUUAAUCUCUGCAUGCGGUCAGGCCCAGUGUGUCAUGAUCUGAAAGGUCUUUGCUUUGUCUCUCAGCGUGAAACAAACACAACUGGCCUCGUGCUUGAGAUCUCUCUGUACAUUCAGAUUUAAAUACUGUUCAUUUUUGAUUCACUGUACAUACACACACAUCAACACUACAGAAAACCUCCAUACAGAGUGGGACAUCUCCACAACUCUUCCUCAGUGCAGAACUCACACAUGAAGCACAAGCGUCCUCCACAGCUGCUCCGCUGAGUUAAAAACUCCCAUCAGCCCCACAGGAUCUGUUUUCAAUUAUCUUGUCUGAUUAGGCCUCUCGUCAGGUGGAAGUUGGCCGGGACUGUCCUGGGAAUAAUGUGAUGUCUGUGAACGAAUCUGUGUUCAAGAUCUUGGUAUCUUCAUAGCGCCCGAAGCAAUUCACAUAUUUGGCACAUGACAUAAAACCACCACAUCCCACACUGCAUGUCAAACCUCUGUCUCUCUCUAUGACGAAGAAUUGCCACAAAAGAAUCCCACGUUCAGGGUCGUAGUUAACACUCAUACAAUAUAAUCCUCAUGUUCACGUCUCAAACUCGCAUACACACAAAGAAACUCCAGAAGAAACCUUCACACGGACUAUUUGUCUGAUCAAAUACUCCGUGUGAAGGGAAGGAAAAACACUGAAUUGACAACACAGUACUGUUUUUGUUGCGUUUGGGUUAUUCUAGUUUACACUGCAACAUCAUGAAAUGCUUUCACCAUCCCAGACAAAUGUCCACUGUCAAUAUAAAAUGCAGAUUAGGGCUCCAGUGAACUAUUAUUUGAGAUAAAGUGGCCAUAAAACUCAGUCCAAUCUAAGUAACGAUCCAAUCAACAUCUGUGUGGCGAGCUGUGUGUGUGUAGGGGGUUAAAAGGGUCUAGUUAGUAGCAGCCAAAAUGGCCCCAUUCAAGUCUUCUUACACAACAUUAGAUGACAUUUAACCCUUCUUUUGGAUUCUUUUGCAAACAUAUUCAAUUACAGAUUAGCCUCGGUGGUGAUCAGACUGUCGAUCCACAGAUAUUAUUAGGCAUGUUUGUUUUUAAGUGUUCAUUUGAAGACAACCUGUGUUCAAAGUCGUUAUACACACCUGGACCGACACACACACUUUCUCAGCGUCCUCUGAUGUUAUGGCUACACUGUGAGAAUGACUUCAUGUGGAGUGUGUUAAAAGCUUUUAUUUUGAAAAAACAUCUUAGGCAUGAUGAUGACAAAGCACAUGAAGCGAUAGUAUACACAUUGCACGUUACUGCAUUCAGAAUAAAACCCUUCAUGUGUCUACAAGUUCAGAUCAGAUGCUGUCGGUGACUUCUGUGUUGUGGUGUGUGUGUGUGUGUGUAUAAACAGUUGUGCAUGGUUGAUACACACAUGGUUGCUGUCCUACUCAAACUAAAGCUAACCGGCUAUUCUUCUUGCAGCACCUCCCCUCUCAUAUACAUGUAGACAAAGCAACACACACACACACACUCACUCAAUGCAUGUCAGCGGGGGAGCCAACAACGAUUGAUUUCUAGUGGAGACAUUUUUUUUUUUUAAAUGAAUGUUUGGUCCAAAUUUCCUGUGAUCAAUGCACUUGUUUUUUUCUCUUUGUUAAAUAUUAAUCGAUAUGAACUAGAACGAGACUUACAAAGCUGACGUUAUAAACAUACAAAUGAAAUUCUAUGUAUUUGUUAAAGUAGUUGGAGGCGCUCGUCUCCCUAUACAGUUCUACAUAGAAAGCUUUAUGUGUAUAUAGCCGCAUCUUUUCCUGUCUGUCUGGAUGAUUCUUGUGCUAUAAACUGAUGUGACACCAGGGGGGAAACUGCAGUACGUUCAACCUUUGACCCUUUCCCUCUUCAUUGGACCCUGACCCCAUUAACUCCCCGCCCCCCCCCCAACUUUUUGCCCCAUAGCGUGAAGCAUUGUAAGCGUUUUGAGCUUUGUAAAGGUCUUUUUUUAAAUACUUAUUUUGUGCAUAAUGUAAAACCUGAAAGUGUGUACUUUGGCAAAAAAAAAAAAUGUUUUGUGUCUGAAAUCAUAGCUUCAUUGAAAAAAAAAAAAGAAACUAUAAAAAGUACAACAAACAUUUACUAUAAAUAAUAUGAAAUGUUCUGCAGUAAGGAAGGACUUCUGGUGCCUUACAAAUAAAGUCAA